Molecule: messenger RNA, 5343 nt
Organism: Coniophora puteana RWD-64-598 SS2
Lineage: Eukaryota; Fungi; Basidiomycota; Agaricomycetes; Boletales; Coniophoraceae
Product: multidrug resistance-associated ABC transporter
Exons: 17
Coding region: 91-5163 (1690 amino acids)
Biological process (GO): transmembrane transport
Cellular component (GO): fungal-type vacuole; fungal-type vacuole membrane
Molecular function (GO): ATP hydrolysis activity; ATP binding; ABC-type peptide transporter activity
Source: RefSeq, a predicted model, not a curated record
CGCUCUCUGCUUUUUCCUCCGACCUUUUCUCUUCCCGCUCUCGGUGGUGACGCUCCUUGGUGCACCGGAAUCGGAAUUGGAACACACGGGAUGCCGCCCUACCAGCUUCCCAUGGCUGCCGCUGCCCUCGUCGGCGUGGCAGGCAGCAUCCUUAUGCGCUUUGUGACGCGCGAAAAAGAGGGCAAGAUUAAGCUUCCCUCCACUGGCGAUGAUGCGCUCGGUUCUGAAGCAAAAGCGCACGACCCGUUCGACGUUGUGCUGCCCGAGGACCUCAUUGACGGAUAUCCGGUGGAGGAGGACGAGUAUUGGGCGCAGAUGCGCCUCUGGAAAGUCUCCAUCACCGCCAACCUCGUCGUCAUCCUCGCCCUCGAAACCGUCUCCCUCGGCUGGGCCGCCGCCGCCCUCUCCGGUCUCCCAACCGGGGGCGCAGGCACCGACCUCCUCCUCGUCUACCUCUUCCGCACCCUCUACGCCCUAUACACCGUCACCCUCGCCGCGGGCGCCGUCCCGCUCACCACCGUGCGCCUGCACCGGAACAGCGUCAUCCACCUCGCGGUGCUCACCGCGCUCGCCUUCGCCCUCCAAUUCGCCAUCUCCAUCCUCCCCAUCUCGGCUUUAUCGCCCGCCGGCUCGUCCGCAGGCGCACUCAGAGCGCUCUGGCACGCUACACUCGUGCUGUACGCGCUCAGCGCGGCGCUGAGCUGGACGAUUCCCACCGGCCCGCCGCUGCGCUUCCCGCCCGAACGGGUGUAUGCGCCCGCGACCAAUAGCAAGACAAGUAAUAAGAGUGAGGACAACGUCAGCGGGAGCACAGGCGCGUCCGUGCUCGACUUUAUAUUGUUCAGCUAUACGACGCGGCUCGUGCGGCUCGUGCAGACCGCGGAGUCGCUCGAGAUUGGCGAUUUGCCGAUUUUGCCGGCGAAUAUGCGCGCGACGUUUCAGUUCCAUCGGAUGCGCGAGCUGCUAAGGGUGUCGCCGAUUGUUACGCGGGGCAAGGGCAAGGGGGAUGGCAAGGACGGCGGGAAGAAGGGGACAAGACCGGGCUGGGGCCUCGCGUGGCGCGUGCUGCGCGUGAACGGUGUCGCGUUCGUCGCGGAGAUGAUUAUGACGGCGCUUGCGGCGCCGCUGUGGUUCGCGAGCCCUUUUUUCUUGCAGAAGUUGAUCGCGUACCUUGAGAGCGAUCCGGAGAGGCUGCAUACAGGGUGGGGAUGGGUGUAUGCGAUCGGGCAGCUGGUGUCGCUGUUGGUGGUGCAUAUGCUGGCCGCGCAGUUCUUCUCGCUCGCGACGGCGGUGAUCGCGAUUAGGAUCAAGGCGCAGCUGAACACGAUUCUGUUCGAGAAGACGCUUGUGAGGAAGGACAUUGUGUCGUCUGCUGGGUCGUCCGACUCCAAGGAGGACUCCAAGGAUGCGAAGGGCAAGAAGGACUCCAAGGACUCCAAGGACAAGAAGGCAAAGAAGAACAAGGACAAGGACGGGGACGAGGACGAGGAGGCCGAGUUCAGCAGCAAGGCGCAGGUGAUGACGCUCAUGACGACCGACGUCGACCGCGUCUCCGAGUUCUCGUUCUUUGUGUUUUCGCUCGUCGACUCCCCAAUAGAGCUCGUCGUCGGCACCCUGCUGCUCUACCGGCUCAUCGGCGUCUCGUGCUUCUGGGGCCUGCUCGUGAUCGUCGUCAUGUUCCCGUUCAACACGCUCGCGGGCAAAGUCGUCGUGCGCUUCCAGGACGAGCUGAUGAAGGCGAGAGACGAGCGUGUUGCGCUGAUGAAUGAGGUGCUUGGGGCUAUUAGGAUGUUGAAGUUCAUGGCCUGGGAACGCCCGUUCGAGAGCAGGAUUCUGAGAGUGAGAGAGCGCGAGCUGAAGUACCAGAAGCUCAACUACUGGCUCGAGGUAAUCUUUGCCGCCAUCUGGGACUCUUCGCCGCUGAUCGUCACCCUCGUCGCGUUCUGGCACUUUUCCGUCUGGCGCGGCGAGGCGCUCACACCGUCGAUCGCGUUCCCGACGAUCCUCGUGUUCCAGGAGAUGCGGUUCGCAUUCAACGCGCUGCCUGAGACGUUUGUCAACAUGCUGCAGUCCUUCGUCUCGCUCCGCCGCAUCGAGCAUUAUCUCGAGUUGCCGGAGAUCACGCCGGUGCCGCCGUUGGAUGUCGGUGGGGACGGGGCGGUGCAUGUGUUUGGGCCGCCCGGGGAAAGACAAGGCGAGGGUGUGGAGGGAGAGUAUGCGGUGGCGUGCGCGAGCGCGACGGUGACGUGGCCGCAGGACCGGAGCGGCCGAGGCGGGAAAAGCGGAGCGAGCACGCCGUUUGCGCCGUCGACGCCUGGGACGCCCGGUGGCGGGCAGCAGCAGGGCAAGUUCGUGCUGCUGGAUAUGGACCUGCGGUUCCCCGCGGGGGAGCUGUCGCUCGUGUGCGGGAAGCUCGGGAGCGGGAAGACGUUGCUGUUGCUUGCGCUGCUCGGUGAGGCGGACGUGUUGGCGGGGCAGGUGGUGUGUCCCCGGAGUCCGCCGGAUUCGUUGGCGGUGUAUGGGCCCAGUGGGGUAAAUAUGGAGGGCAGGGAGGGGGAGUGGGUUGUUCCAGGGAUGUGUGCGUAUGUGCCGCAGAGCGCGUGGCUCCGCAACGCGAGCAUCAAGGACAACAUCUUAUUCAGCCUGCCGUAUGACGAGGAGCGGUACCAGCGCACGCUCGAAGCGUGCGCGCUUAUCGCGGACCUCAACAUCCUCGAGGACGGCGACGAGUCCGAGAUCGGCGAGCGCGGUGUGAACCUCUCUGGCGGACAGAAGGCGCGUGUGUCGCUUGCGCGCGCGGUGUAUUCCCGCGCGUCCAUCCUGCUGCUGGACGACGUGCUCUCGGCGGUGGACGCGCAUACGGCGCACCACCUCUACCACGAGUGCAUCAAGGGCGAUCUGAUGCGGGGCCGCACGGUCGUGCUGGUGUCGCACCACGUGCAGCUGUGUUCGAGCGGCGCCGCGUACGUUGUCGCGCUGGAUAAUGGGCGGGUGGCGUUCGCGGGUGACAGGCAGGCGUUCCUCGGUACGAGUCUGCUCGGGGAUCUGGGCUCGUCUGGCGCGGAGGCGGAGGAGGAGGAGGAGAAGCUGGUGGAGGACAGCGAGAAUCUGCCGAGCGGGUCGACGCUGUCUGUGCUCAAGCACGUCGGCGAGUCGACGGACGUGGGCGCGCUUGCGUCCUCCCAGCAGGAGACCGAGGACCCGCCUUCCGAGACGAGCUCUACGGCGUUCACGGAGGACACGGCCAGUGCCACGGCCAACGGGACUCCCAACGGGAACGGUAAAGCGAAGCUCGAGCGGAAGCCUCCGCGCAAGCUCAUCGAGGAGGAGAAGCGCGCGGUCGGGCGGGUGAGCAAGGACGUGUGGGCGAUGUACGUGCGCGCGUGCGGGAAGCACUGGUACUGGUCCUGGUUCGCGCUCGUCCUCGUUCUCGCGGCGCUGUCGCCCAUCGCGGAGUCGUACUGGCUCAAGUCGUGGUCGGGCGCGCCGCCGGAGGAGACGGCGGAGAAGGGGCCGGUGUAUUAUAUUGGUGUUUAUGCUGCUCUGACGCUCGCGGGCGUGUUCUUGUCGACGUAUCGGUACUUUGUGCUUUACUCGGGCUCGAUUCAAGCGUCCACGGUGCUGUACAAACGCCUUCUCGAGUCCGUCCUGUUCGCCAACAUCCGCUUCCACGACACUGUCUCGCGCGGAAGGCUGCUCAACCGGUUCGGCAAGGACUUCGAAGGCAUCGACAGCAGGCUCUCGGACCACUUUGGGCGCAGCAUCAUUUUUGCGCUGGCGUUCACCACCAUUUUGGUGUCCAUCGCGUUCGCGGGCGGUAUCCCGUUCGUGCUUGCGGCGUUCGUGCUCGGAUAUUUCUGCUUCACUGUUGCCAAACUUUACAGCCAGGCAUCCCGUGAUAUGCGUCGUCUUGAUUCGGUUGCUCGUUCGCCGUUGUAUUCGCUGUACGGAGAGACCAUCGCUGGUGCGACGGUGCUUCGUGCGUUCGGCGCGUCAUCCAAGUUCUUGCGGGAUAUGUUGACCUGCGUUGAUACUCAAAUCAACCCUUCAUACUGGCAACUCGGCGUCAACCGUUGGAUCUCGGCGCGGUACGACCUCCUCGCAAGCGUGACUGUUGGCCUCGUGGGCAUUAUCGCCGUCAUGACGCCCAGCAUCUCCGCCGCGCUUGCGGGCUUCGCGCUCUCGUUCGCGACGCAGAUGACGCUCACGCUCCUCUUCCUCGUCCGGCGCUUCGUGGGACUCGAGCAGAGCAUGGUCGCGCUCGAGCGCAUCAAGGAGUACUCGGAGCUCGCGCAGGAGUCGCCCGAGUUCGUCGAGCCGCGCCCGGCCGCGAGCUGGCCCGACAAGGGCGCGAUCAAGUGCGAGGAUCUGGUCAUCAGAUACGCGCCGCAGCUGCCGAAUGUGCUGCAUAAUAUCAACUUUGAGGUGCGCCCGGGCGAGAAGGUGGGUAUUCUGGGCAGGACGGGAUCCGGCAAGAGCACGCUCGCGCUGUCGUUCUUCCGCUUUGUCGAGGCGACCGAAGGGCGGAUUCUCGUUGAUGGAGUCGAUAUCGGCAAGAUUGGUCUUACCGAUUUGAGGAGCAAGCUUACUAUCAUCCCUCAGGAUCCGACGAUUCUGAGCGGAACACUGCGGUCGACGUUGGACGUAUUCGACGAGUACGAGGACGCCGAGAUCUACGAGGCCCUCCGUCGUGUGCACCUUAUUCCAUCGUCCUCUGGCGAAAACACGGAGGCUCAGACGGACAUUGAAACUCCUGAGACCAUCAACGUGAACGUGUUCAGGAACCUCGAGUCUCCUGUCUCGGAAGGAGGCGAGAACUUCUCGACUGGCGAGAAGCAGCUCCUUUGCAUGGCACGCGCCAUCCUCAAGCGCUCCAAGGUGCUCGUCAUGGACGAGGCCACCGCGAGCGUCGACUACGCGACGGACGAGUUGAUUGGCAAGACGAUCAGACAGGAAUUCGCCAACAGCACGAUCCUCACCAUCGCUCAUCGCUUGAGAACGGUCAUUGACUAUGAUCGAGUUAUGCUCCUCGACCAAGGACGCAUCGUCGAAUUCGACAGUCCCGCAAUCCUCCUCGCAGAUCCGGAGAGCCAGUUCCACAGCCUGUGCAAGGCAACAGGCAAGAAUGAGUUUGCCACACUCAAAAGAAUGGCUGGCUUGUAGAGUGCCGUCGACUUGCUGUACAUACCACAGUUACUUUUAGAUAGAUUCUUUUUAUGAUUUAUUUGUUGGCUAGUGUAAUUACGCAUCCGCGGUGUUGAGAAAAUCAGCAAAGUCCUGCUGUAAUCUACAGUGUCUACAGAAUUCAGCUUUUCAGAGCAAUUAAUAAGUAAUGUCACGAGG